Messenger RNA from Aspergillus pseudotamarii, 183 nucleotides. RefSeq lists its product as uncharacterized. The record is from RefSeq and is a predicted model, not a curated record. The transcript has 3 exons. Gene Ontology annotation, cellular component: mitochondrion. Gene Ontology annotation, biological process: mitochondrial respiratory chain complex I assembly. NCBI's taxonomy places the organism in Eukaryota, Fungi, Ascomycota, Eurotiomycetes, Eurotiales, Aspergillaceae. Bases 1 to 183 code for a protein of 60 amino acids.
AUGCCAUCACCAAGAACAAGACCUAUCGAGAAAUUUGCAAAAGCCACGUCAAAAUGCUCUGCAGAGGCAGCGGCAUAUGGCAAGUGCAUUGUUGCUGACUACAAUUCCGUCCAUAAGGACAUGUGUGCUAAAGAGUUCAUGAAGCUCAAAGACUGCUUCCUGGCAGCGUCGAAGAAGGUUUGA